Messenger RNA from Manihot esculenta (cassava), 1330 nucleotides. RefSeq names its product E3 ubiquitin-protein ligase RNF144B. Gene Ontology annotation, molecular function: ubiquitin conjugating enzyme binding; ubiquitin protein ligase activity; zinc ion binding. Gene Ontology annotation, biological process: positive regulation of proteasomal ubiquitin-dependent protein catabolic process; protein polyubiquitination; ubiquitin-dependent protein catabolic process. The transcript is spliced from 2 exons. NCBI's taxonomy places the organism in Eukaryota, Viridiplantae, Streptophyta, Magnoliopsida, Malpighiales, Euphorbiaceae. The coding region runs from base 194 to 1063 and encodes 289 amino acids. The record is from RefSeq and is a predicted model, not a curated record. Gene Ontology annotation, cellular component: ubiquitin ligase complex; cytoplasm.
AGGAAAACGAAAGUUAAAAUCUUCUUCAUGACGUAGUUUCAAUAUGAUCCGACUCCUAAGCGAAGUCGCUUCUUCCCACUACGAUUUUUCAAGUAUAUAGAUGAUAACCACCCUGGAUUGGUUUGGCUUAAUUUCAGAGGUUUUAAGGAUUCAACCUACCUAGCUUAUCAUUUUCAAUAGCACAUUCAAUGUCAUGGCAAACGAAAACGUCUCUCAUCUCGAUUCUGUUGAUGAUUUCUUCACCUCUGCGCUCCUUAUCCUCGAUAACGAAGAAAAUCAGGAAGACGUCUUUUCACUAUACGCCGAGGAGCUGCAGCUCCAGGAGACCCUAAUGGGUUCUGUGAUCGUUUCUCAAAGGCAGAUGGGUAACCCAUCAUCGGCUUUGAUGAUUGAACCACCACGAGAGCACAAUCUCGAGGAAGCUGGUCAGUCCUCCUCCCUCAGUUUCUGCGAUAUUUGUACGGAAAUGAAAGAAAGUAAUCGAAUGUUCGCAACUGAGAGAUGUGCUCACUCUUACUGUUCCGAGUGUAUAAGCAAACAUGUGGCUGCAAAGAUUGAAGAUAAUAUUACAAAAGUUACUUGUCCUGGAUUGAAUUGUGAGGCAGUGCUUGAAUUGGAGACUUGCAGGGUUAAGCUCUCCAAUAAAGUGAUUGAUCUUUGGGAAGAAGCGCUCUGCAAGGAGCUAAUCAGUGCAUCUCAGAGGUUUUAUUGCCCAUUUAGGGAUUGUUCAGCCAUGAUGGUAGCCGAUAGUGAAGGAGAAUCUAUUAAGGAAGCUGAGUGCCCCUUCUGCCAUAGAUCGUUCUGUGCUUGGUGUUGUGUCCCUUGGCAUUCUGGGGUUGAGUGUGAGGUGUUUCAGAAGCUGAAUGAAGAUGAAAGAGGACGAGAAGAUCUGAUGGUGAUGGAAAUUGCUAAGGAAAAGAAAUGGAGUAGAUGCCCCAAUUGCAAAUUCUACGUUGAAAGAACAGAAGGCUGCCCACAUAUUACUUGCAGGUGCAGUUUCCAGUUCUGCUAUGGAUGCGAAUCGGAGUGGACCGAAACUCAUGGCGGUUGCCGGAGAGAAUAAUUAAGUUGGGUGGAGAGUGGUAUGCAUUUACAAUAAUAUACAGCACAGCUGGAAACCUUUCCUCAAAGGAUGUGUGUGAAGAAAGUAGUAUGCUAUGUGUUAACCUAAGGCCUAUGAUAGUCUCUUUAUUUUCAUUUAUGCAAGUUUAUGAGUCAAGUCUAGAACUGAGUUCUGGGUAUUUGAUGCAAUUCAUUUUUCACAUUUUUACUGUGAUUUAAGUGUCUAUAUCUUUACUUUUGAUGUUCUAAUAUGAUGUUUUUGAUCAAG